Actinia tenebrosa (Australian red waratah sea anemone) is the source of this 3263-nucleotide messenger RNA. RefSeq names its product GPI ethanolamine phosphate transferase 2, catalytic subunit. The record is from RefSeq and is a predicted model, not a curated record. Gene Ontology annotation, biological process: GPI anchor biosynthetic process. Gene Ontology annotation, cellular component: endoplasmic reticulum membrane. NCBI's taxonomy places the organism in Eukaryota, Metazoa, Cnidaria, Anthozoa, Actiniaria, Actiniidae.
GCAAAAAACUAAACAAAUAUUUUCUCCAAAUUUAGAUUAUUAUUCCUUCACGUCUAGACUUCUGAUCGUUUAUUUCAUAAGUUGAAAGCAAUUCUGAGUAAUUAAGCGUUGUUUUGUUUUAAUUUUUAGUCAAUUGAAUUGAAGAAAAAGCAAAAAAUAUGAAUACAAAACGAAGUGUCAUUUUAAUUUUUUUCUUGAUUCUACAACUUCUCGGGCUGACUCUCUUUCUAAAGGGAUUCUUUCCUCUCAAGAAAGGUAUACCUGGCUCUGCGUCUCUACUGGAUUUACCUCCUGAGCCAGGCAGCAAGGAACCAGCGCCUCCAUUGCCCGUUCUGUUUGACAGAUUAGUUUUUGUUUUAAUUGAUGCUCUAAGGGCAGAUUUUGUCUUUGAAGGCACAAGAAUGCAAUACACGAGAAAACUGAUCCUCGAUAAUAAUACGAUUAGUUUUGUUGCAAAGGCACAUCCACCAACAGUUACAAUGCCGAGAAUCAAAGCCCUUAUGACAGGAGGUAUUCCGGGAUUUGUGGAUGUCAUUCUCAAUGCCGUCUCUUCUGCCCUUUAUGAAGACAAUCUAUUGGCACAGGCUGUAUCGGCAGGCAAGAGGAUUGUGUUCUUUGGUGAUGACACCUGGAUGAAGCUGUUUCCUGGACAUUUUAUGAGAAGUGAUGGUACUACAUCUUUCUUUGUCACUGACUACACAGAGGUAGACAGCAAUGUGACAAGGCACCUUGAUAAAGAACUUCAAAGCAAUGACUGGGACAUCAUGGUCCUUCAUUACUUGGGUCUAGAUCACAUAGGUCACCUAGCAGGACCCACUAGUCCCUUGGUGGGCCCUAAGCUACAUGAGAUGGAUCAAAUUAUUCAGAAGAUACACAAGAGCCUGUUAAGAGACGACAAGGAAAGGGGGAUCCAUUCUGCCAUGGUGUUGUGUGGUGAUCAUGGGAUGAGUGAAGCAGGAAGUCAUGGUGGAGCUUCCUUACCUGAGACCUCUACUCCUCUGGUCUUCAUGAGCUCAAUGCUGCAGAACGGAAAAGGGCAGCAAUUUUCUAGCAUCAAUGUGGAUCAAAUAGACGUUGUGUCUACCUUGUCCAUUCUUCUUGGUCUUCCUAUCCCUCAAAAUAGUGUAGGGACGCCUAUAUCUCAACUCCUAGUAUUCCACAAUCCAAGAGAAAAGCUCCGAGCAUUUCAAAUCGCCUCACACCAGCUCUCCAAAGUUAUGAAAGCCAAUGGUCAUUCAACCAAUUCUAUAUGGGAACUUGAGGAAUCGAGACGUUUGCAUAAACAAUGGCUAGAAGCAAUAGAAAUAGGAAACGAAGAUAAACGAAGUAUGGCGGUUCAAGCAGAGCAGAUUUCUAAGCAGUAUAACGCAGCACUAAAGAGAAUGAGUAGCCAGAUCACAGCAUCACUUUCUUGCUAUGAUUUACACGCCAUGGCUUCUGGGAUUAUUAUUCUUAUUCAAGUUCUCGCAUGGCUCGUAUACGGAGAGUUCUCACAAAGGAGGAUUUUCAUCAAAACAACAAGUUCUUUGGAGGAUUUUGUGCCCUCAUCAGCGACCUUUCUAGUCAUGGGUGCCACCUUCAUGGCCCUACUUGGUGUUCACAUAACUUUAUGCUCUAGCGCCUUGGUUGCUGGAACAUGUAACAGCGAGAUUCUGUGCUCCUACAAGCCAUCGGCCAUUGUAUUCUCUAUCAUUCUCAUCACCUUCAGCAGUAUCUCCUUGACGACAUUAAUCACCAACAUCACCAUGGCAACAUCAUUGCUGAAUCUUGUCGUCAAUGACGUCAGAACCAUGUUCUCAUCUCCAACUAGAAGUUUACUUGUGAUUGGUUCGAUUUUACACGUGAUUAGUCUAUUGUCCAGUAGCUUUGUAGAAGAGGAACACCAAACUUGGUACUUCCUUGCAACUACUUACUUUGUUUUAAAGUUUUCAAAUGCUUUCAUAAAGUAUCUUUGUUACAAGAAAAAGGCUGGUCUAAGAACAGAUCAUCUUUAUAUGUCCAAAAAUCGUGAUGAAAUUUCCAAAGACCUGUUUGAAAAUACUUCAAAUAUUACUUUAGACAGCCACAAUAUCUCUGAAGGGCAUAAAGAAGCGCACGGUAAUCUUCAGUCCAAGGAAAAAUCAACAGAAAACCUUGGGCGCGAAGAAUCAAAGAAACUUCCAGAAGAAAGUGGUGUUGACAUAUUUAGCUCCUUUUUCCUUCCUGUUUUAUUUCUCGUCCUGAUUCGUGUUUGUCGUAAGAUGAAUCAAACUGGCAUGAAGUGGGCAGACCAACCUGAUAUUGGAGAUUGGCUUGUAGUGCCUGAUAACCGAUUGAUUCUCUCCUUAGUGACCGUUAUAUCAUUAAGCGUAAUAGUGUUUUACAGCUUCAAGAAUAGUUCAGUGUUAAACAGUGUUAUCCAAGUGUUUGGGUUCAUGUUUGUGUAUAAGUACCGUGCUGUUACGGGUAUUGUCACUUCACCAUGGAGCAAGGGCCAUCGAAUCACGUUAGGAGUAACAGAAGCAAGGAUGGCAUACCUCUCUUCAUUCGCCUUGCUCUUUAUCUCCUUUGUCAAGUUGAUGCAAGGAUAUCAAUACGCAAAGAUGUCUGCUUUGCAGAGAAAGUUUUCGGAAUACAAGUCAUUCCUUGAGCAAGCUGCUCAGGCAUUCUUCAUGGGUCUUCUGGUCGUGGAAGCGUUGCUCCUCAGAACUCACAACAUUGUUUUACUGGCUGUAUUUGUUUUACAGGAAUGGAGUUUGGAAAGACAUUUUUUCUCUGGGAUUUCAGCCCAUUCCUGGACAACCCAUCUCGUAUACUUCUGGCUUGGUCAAGUAGCGUACUUUGCACAGGGAAAUUCCAACAGCUUGUCUACUGUAGAUAUUGCAGCUGGGUACAUAGGUAUGCAGGGACAUGAUUCAACGGUAGCCCUUCUGCUGAUGAGUAUUGUGACGUACUGUGGCCCUGUGUUAUGGCUGACGGCCCUUGUCAAGCUUGUUAUCAAGAACUCCACGUCACGAAAGCAGUUGUGUGACAGUCUUCACAGGGUGUGUGUGACAUUAACCUUGCCUCACUGCCUGCUGCUGUGUGUCUACAGUAUACUGGUGUAUGGUCAGCGGUAUCACCUAUUUGUAUGGAGUGUCUUCUCUCCAAAGCUUCUGUACGACGCCAUGAGAACCAUUGUCAUGUCAUUCAGCAUGUCUUUUAUCCUAGCACUGAGUAUAUUUAUUGAUGGGAACCAUGUGUUUGAUUUAGAUAAGAAAGAAUAAGACUAUAAUUUAAGUUAU